AUGUGUCCGUUCCCCCUAGCUGAGUUUCCAUUGCGUGAACUUCCUGUUCCCUAUAACUACCGUGUGUCCAGCGACAAAAGCACUCUAGAGAGUGGUAGUGCGGUGGUUGCUGCCGCUGGUACUCAUCGAAAUUCCACGAAAACCAAUGUGGUUGACAUGCAAGAUGGUGAUGAGGAUAGCAGUGAACUCCAGAGGAAAAGAACUGUUGGUUCUGGUGAGUCUACUCCAGAACACGAGAAUUUCAAAAGAUCAAAGUCAAACAAUCACGAAUCCUUUCGUCAACCUAAUUUCCAGUGUGCUGUUGAAUCAUCCAUGGAUAUUGAUGGUAUCCAUAACUUGUCAGAGCUACCUAAUGAUGCAGAGAGUCUUUCGAUACCCGUUGACGAUACAUCGGCUGCUCCUGCUGCGACUAAUACGGCUGCGACAGCAGGUAGUGAUACCAACAUCAACAUUAACAACACUGCCAUCAAUAGUAUCAAUCUCAUGGAAGAGGGCGCCCUGCCGUUGUCGCCGACAGCUUCUUCUCCAGGUACCACGACCCCAUUAGCUAAAACCACGAAAGGAAAUAAAAACAACGAUAUUACCGAUUUAAUAGAGUCUAAAGAUUCUAUCAUCUCCCCAGAAUACCUGUCUGAUGAAAUUUUCUCUGCAAUAAACAAUAAUUUACCUCACGCGUAUUUUAAAAAUUUGUUGUUUAGGUUAGUUGCGAACAUGGAUAGGAGUGAACUAUCUGAUUUGGGAACUCUAAUAAAGGACAACCUAAAGAGAGACCUGAUCACAUCUCUACCUUUUGAAAUAAGCCUAAAAGUUUUUAAUUAUUUACAAUUUGAUGAUAUCAUAAAUUCGCUUAGGGUUUCGCAGAGUUGGAACAAGGUAAUCAAGAAAUCCACUUCCUUAUGGAAAAAACUACUGGUAUCUGAAAACUUUGUCAGUUCAGAAAAGUUUAACUCAUUCAACCUCAAACUGUCAGAGAAAUACCCAAAACUUCUACAACAAGAUCGACUUAGAUUGUAUUUCCUGGAAAGUAUGUUUAUCCUGAAGAAUUGGUAUAAUCCGAAAUUUUUGCCACAAAGGACUACGUUAAGAGGCCAUAUGACAAGCGUUAUUACAUGUUUGCAGUUUGAAGAUAACUAUGUCAUCACAGGAGCAGAUGACAAAAUGAUUAGAAUCUAUGAUUCGAUAAAUAAAAAAUUCCUAUUGCAACUGUCAGGUCAUGAUGGUGGGGUUUGGGCUUUGAAAUAUGUACAUGGUGGUAUCUUGGUCAGUGGUUCCACCGAUAGAACGGUGCGAGUUUGGGAUAUCAAGAAGGGCUGUUGUACACAUGUGUUCAAGGGCCACAACUCAACGGUGAGAUGUCUCGAUAUAGUAGAAUACAAGAAUACCAAGUAUAUUGUUACUGGUUCGAGAGAUAACACCUUACACAUCUGGAAAUUGCCCGAGGAGACUUCCACUACAGAACGUCAAGACGAUUAUCCGUUGGUAUUUCAUACCCCGGAGGAAAAUCCAUAUUUUGUGGGUGUUUUAAGAGGGCACAUGGCAUCUGUAAGAACUGUUUCUGGACAUGGUAAUAUUGUUGUCAGUGGGUCCUAUGACAACACACUGAUCGUAUGGGAUGUCGCCCAAAUGAAAUGUCUUUAUAUUCUAAGUGGACACACAGAUCGUAUCUAUUCAACUAUCUAUGAUCACAAAAGGAAACGAUGUAUCUCUGCAAGUAUGGAUUCCACCAUAAGAAUUUGGGACCUGGAAAAUAUUUGGAAUAACGGAGAAUGCUCGUACGCGACAAACUCUGCGUCCCCAUGCGCCAAGAUUCUGGGUGCCAUGUAUACCCUACACGGUCAUACGGCAUUGGUCGGUUUAUUAAGACUGUCUGAUAAAUUUUUAGUCAGUGCUGCUGCGGACGGUUCGAUAAGGGGUUGGGAUGCAAACGAUUACUCUAGAAAAUUCUCCUAUCAUCACACCAAUUUAAGCGCGAUUACAACGUUCUACGUUUCAGACAAUAUUUUGGUAAGUGGAUCUGAGGGUCAGUUCAAUAUUUACAAUCUAAGAAGUGGGAAACUGGUUCAUUCAAACAUCUUAAAAGAUGCUGAUCAGAUCUGGUCAGUUAAUUUUAAAGGCAAAACGCUGGUAGCAGCGGUGGAGAAAGAUGGACAGAGUUUCUUAGAAAUUUUGGACUUCAGCAAAAUGUCCAAAAUCAACUACGUUAGCAAUCCAGCAAACUCCUCUUCAUCAUCCUUGGAGUCCAUUUCUACUUCUCUAGGAUUAGCAAGGACCACUAUAAUACCAUAA
Saccharomyces eubayanus is the source of this 2286-nucleotide messenger RNA. It is a transcript of the gene CDC4, whose product is annotated as SCF ubiquitin ligase complex subunit CDC4. The record is from RefSeq and is a predicted model, not a curated record. Gene Ontology annotation, biological process: ubiquitin recycling; proteasome-mediated ubiquitin-dependent protein catabolic process. NCBI's taxonomy places the organism in Eukaryota, Fungi, Ascomycota, Saccharomycetes, Saccharomycetales, Saccharomycetaceae. Gene Ontology annotation, molecular function: ubiquitin binding. Bases 1 to 2286 code for a protein of 761 amino acids. The transcript has a single exon. Gene Ontology annotation, cellular component: nucleus; cytoplasm.